Messenger RNA from Alternaria alternata, 3972 nucleotides. RefSeq names its product TPR-like protein. The record is from RefSeq and is a predicted model, not a curated record. Gene Ontology annotation, cellular component: NatA complex; cytoplasm. The coding region runs from base 1 to 3972 and encodes 1323 amino acids. NCBI's taxonomy places the organism in Eukaryota, Fungi, Ascomycota, Dothideomycetes, Pleosporales, Pleosporaceae. Gene Ontology annotation, molecular function: DNA-binding transcription factor activity, RNA polymerase II-specific; protein-N-terminal amino-acid acetyltransferase activity; zinc ion binding. Gene Ontology annotation, biological process: regulation of DNA-templated transcription; N-terminal peptidyl-methionine acetylation. The transcript is spliced from 6 exons.
AUGCCGCAACCACUCCCCAGCAAGGAGCAGACGCUCUUCCGAUCGCUCGUCAAAUUCUACGAGGGCAAGCUUUACAAGAAGGGCCUGAAAGCUGCCGAGCAGAUCUUGAAGAAGCACCCCACACAUGGCGACACCCAAGCGAUGAAGGCCCUGAUCCUCAACUCUCAGGGCCAGGGCGACGAAGCCUUCGCCCUCUGCAAGGAAGCCCUCCGCAAUGACAUGAAGUCGCACAUUUGCUGGCACGUCUACGGUCUAUUAUGGCGGUCGGUCAAGAACUACCCAGAGGCAAUCAAGUCCUACAAGAUGGCCCUGCGCCUCGAACCGGGCUCGCUGAACAUUCUCCGCGACCUCGCGCUUCUCCAGUGCCAAGUCCGCGACUACGAAGGAUACAUUGAGAGCCGGCGGAAGAUGAUGCAGGAGCGACCGCAACUGCGACAGAACUGGACGGCAUUGGCAGUAGCUUACCAUCUGUCAGGCAACUACGCCGAGGCCGAGAAUAUCCUCAAGACGUACGAGGAGACUCUCAAGCAGCCCCCGUCCAAGCUGGACCUCGAGCACUCCGAAGCGACCCUCUACAAGAACCAGAUAAUAUACGAGUCCGGCGACGUCGAGCGUGCGCUGAAGCACCUGGACGAGGUGGUGCGUGUCAGUCUGGAUCGCUGCGCCGCGCUGGAAUUGAAGGCCAAGUACCUCCUAGAACUCGGACAGAAAGAGGAGGCUGAGAAGGCCUACAGGAUUCUCCUGGGCAGGAACAGCGAGUACCGCGCGUACUUCGAUGGCUUAGAAAAGUCCCUGGGGCUGGACCGAUCCAACGAUGCCGAUAUCGAGAAGCUGAACGAGCUGUACCAGUCUUUCGCUAGCAAGAACGAGCGCAACGAUGCUGCGAGGCGGAUACCCUUGGACUUCCUUCAGGGCGAGGCUUUCAAGACACAAGUAGACCAAUAUCUCAGGAGGAUGCUGAACAAAGGCGUUCCCUCAACCUUCCCCAACAUUAAGUCGCUGUACCAGGAUGAGGAGAAGAAGGCAGUCAUUGAGGAGCUUGUGCUCGGUUAUGCUUCGGAAAAACAGACCAACGGCGAGACCAACGGCGACAACUCUGAUCGUUUCGAGCAAUCUGUGCUAUACUUCCUGGCUCAGCAUUACAACUACGUGCAAAGUCGCGACUUGAACAAGGCCAUGGAGUACAUAGACAAGCUACUUGAAAAGGAUCCGAAAUCGGUCGACUACAACCAGACAAAGGCCCGGAUCUAUAAGCACAUGGGCGACGUUCAGAAAGCUUCGGAAACGAUCAACCAUGCGCGAGAGCUCGAUGAGAGAGAUCGAUACAUCAACACCAAGUGCGCCAAGUACCAGCUGCGAAACAACGAGAACGAGACAGCGCUGAACACUAUGAGUAAAUUCACUCGCAACGAGACUGUGGGAGGUCCUCUCGGCGAUCUCCACGACAUGCAGUGCAUGUGGUACCUACUCGAAGAUGGCGAGGCAUACUUGCGACAAGAGAAAUAUGGCCUUGCUCUCAAGCGCUUCACAGCUAUUGCCGAUAUCUUUGACAUUUGGCAUGAGGAUCAAUUCGACUUCCACAGCUUCUCGCUACGAAAGGGCCAGAUUCGUGCUUACAUCGAUAUGGUCAGAUGGGAAGAUCACCUUCGCGACCAUCCUUUCUUCACUAGGGCAGCUACUCAAGCAGUCGAAUUAUACAUACGUUUGGCAGACAACCCCAAGUUCGCGAAUACAGACGAGCUUGAUUUGGAGAAACUGGAUCCUACAGAGCGCAAGAAAGCUGAAAAGAAGGCUAAGAAGGAACGCGAGAAGGCUGAGAAGGCUGAAGCCGAACGCAAGGCGGCAGCUGCAGCAAAAGCAACUGCCAAGGGUGACGAUGGUGAGACUAAGAAGGAGGACCAAGAUCCAAAUGGCGAGAAGCUUCUUCAGACGAAGCAGCCUCUGGAGGACGCACUACGUUUCCUGCAGCCGAUGCUCGAGCUAGCACCAAAGAACAUCGAAGCUCAGAACGUAGGUUUCGAGGUUUACCUCCGACGAAACAAGUUUCUGCUCGCGUUGAAAUGUCUGCAGGCCGCACGAGAAAUCGACCCGGAGAACCCCAAGCUGCACGAGCAGAGCGUUCGCUUCCGUCAGGCUCUCGCCAAACCUGCCGAGCCACUCUCAUCUCAAGCCUCAGAGGUCAUCAAGGACUCGUUCACCACACCGCCCGCGGAUGCAGACCUUAAAGCUUACAACGACGACUUCCUUAAAAAGCAUUCGCAGAGCGCAUCCCAUCUGCAGUCGGGAUACAAUGUCCGAUACAUCCUGGACAACAGCUCAAAAUCUCAGAACGAGCAAGACCUACAGAAGACUCUCGACUUGUCGAGCAUUACGAUAGAAGAAGCCCAGUCUGGGCUUGCGUUGCUCAACCAGUGGGGGAGCGAACAGAAGGUCAAGGACGACUACAGGGCGAAGGCCGCAGGUCGUUGGAGCGAUGCUACCGCUUGCGACUGUAAGCACCCAUCGUGUGGGAAUUGCGACAAGAAAGGCGACACAUGCAGUUUUCUCAUGCUGGCCCCUUCGUCGCGCCUCUCGACAACUUCGACAUCACCCGCAUCAACACAACAGCUCACCACAUCACCAUUUCCUACACCAAAGACACCCGAAACCCGAAACCCACCGGCGUAUUCGCCGACCAACCUCAUCGCAUUCAGUAAUGAAGUAGCCCUCGCAACGCAAACACCACGUCACACUGAGGUCUUUUUUGAUGACUCGCCCCUAGACUUCUCCACCAGCUUAACGACGUCUCCUUCCCAACAGGGGUAUUUUCCAGAGCUUACUAUACCACCUUACCUCCGCUUAGACGAUGCCUGGAAGGAUGUUCGGGAGCUUCUUCCACCACCACUGCAAGAGGUCUUGUGUCACUACGAGUUCACGACUUCUCUCACUCUCGCAGGCGAUGACCCUGCGAAGGCAGCAUGGCAGACUUAUGUCCCUGAAAUGGCGCAAAAUCACGACUUCUUAACCAACUGUGUACUCUCAGUCGCCUCUUUACACCUCGGUCGGCUUUACGAUCGCAAAGAAGACAAGAAGAGGAUGGAAACUUUGGCAGCAGCACGAAUGAACAAAGCUUUAGUAAGGUAUAGAACGGAGCUCGAGAAUGUAACUCAGGAAAAUGCCGCAGCACUGUUUGCAAGUUCGACUUUCACAGCCGUGUACCUCUUCCGCACUUCCGCGAUAGAUAUCGAGAAUUUACGAGCUUCAAUAUCGCCAGAUACCGUUGUACCGCCACCCGAAAUAGUAGACAAGAUGUUGUCUUGCGCGCUAAGAACGAUUUGGGGACUUCGAGGUCCCCUCACCGUUCUUCUGUCGGGCUGGAAUUGGGUCGUAGGAAGUAAAAUGCAACCAGUCACAGCACGAGAAUGGUGGCCGAAAACCUCUGCGCCAGCGACUCCGCGCGCCCUUACAGAAGACCAACGUCUCGAAGCCAUCGAAAAGCUGUGGAUGGAAAGCGAAGCAUCUUCAGAGCCGCACUGCGUCUACCUCUCCCAAGCCCUUCUAUAUCUUCGCCAAAGCUUCAAUCUGAUCAGUCAACUUACCUUACCCGAACGCUACCCGCCCAUGACAGCAGUACCCUAUUCUAUCGACGAUACCAACAUCUCCACGCUCACAGACCGUGGUGCUAUAUUCGUCUGGGCAGCCCGCAUACCCCGCGAGUUUAUUGGUCUUAUCGAGGCCAAAAAUGCCCAUGCCCUUGUCAUACUAGCCCAUUACGCUGUUUUGCCUGGACGAGUGAGAAACGUAUGGUGGUUGGAGGGUUUGGGAGCCGAUAUCGUGACGGCGGUAGCAAUGGCGUUGGGUCGCGAAAACUGGGCAUUGAUUGAAUGGCCAGCUGGAGUUGUGGGUGUGGACCUGAACUGCGCGUUUGGUUUGGGAAAGAGGAGGGAUGAGCUUGAGGGGACGCCUUCUGAGAUGCAUAUGGAUGUUAUUUGA